Messenger RNA from Heterobilharzia americana, 1353 nucleotides. NCBI's taxonomy places the organism in Eukaryota, Metazoa, Platyhelminthes, Trematoda, Strigeidida, Schistosomatidae. The record is from the annotation of a GenBank genome assembly.
AUGAAUACUCUAGCUAUGUCGAAAACCAUAGAGGUCAAUCUGAGGAAAGCUCACUUAUCAGACAAAUACGUCAACUAUUUAUUGGCUGUUAAAGAAGCUUCACGACAGUUAGAUGAUUUGUUGGAUUCUUUAAAACAAUUUAAGGUUAGUAAUCAAAGUGAUUCAGGAGCUGAACUACCGAGUAGUAUGAGCAAUUCAUUCAUUGACAACAAUUCAUCAUUGGAUGUUCAUCCAAGGAAUUCACAAACCUCUUCACAUAAAUCGUCAACAAUAUCAAGUUAUAGAAUUGAUAGUACUCCGAAUAAUAAUAAUAAUAAUAAUAAUAAUAAUAAUAAUAAUAAUAAUAAUAAUAAUAAUACGGGAAUUAGUAACGUGAUAAUGAACAGUAACAAUAGUACUGGUCAAUAUCAGCCUCAACAGACAUAUCAUCAUUAUGACGACAAUAGUCAUCAAUAUAUUGAUAAUAUGAAGGGUAGUACUCGACUACAAAGACAGAAUGCUCAACGUGUAACAGUGCCAAAAUAUGAACAAACAGAAAAUGUUCAACCGAGUCAACAAGGUCCAACUGAGUUAUUAAAUUCAAUGCUGAAUGAUUUAUCAUGUGAAUUAUCUCAACAUGGUGCAAAUACUCACCCUCGUGGACAAUGUUAUGCAUGUAAAAAACCGAUAAAUGGAACAUUAAUCACAGCUAUUGGUAAAGAAUGGCAUCCAGAACAUUUCACCUGUUCUAGCUGUCGUGUUGGUCUAGUUCGUCAGGAUUUUUAUGAACGUGAUGAUCAAGCCUAUUGUACUCAAUGUCACUUACAAAUGUUCUCACCUAGAUGCGGUUAUUGUGGAGAAGCAGUUGUUGAGAAAUGUGUUUUAGCUCUGGCACGUGCUUGGCACCCCGAACACUUCUUUUGUUAUGAAUGUCAUUCUACUUUCAAUGGAUCAUUAACGGUACAUGAACAAAAUGGAAAACUAUAUUGUUCAAACUGUUAUUUCAUACGUUUUGGGACACCAUGUUCUGGUUGUAAGCAGCCUAUUACAGAUGCAUAUAUUACUGCAUUGAAUAUGCCUUGGCAUAAGGACUGUUUCACUUGUCACGAUUGUAAUAAAGUACUAACUGGAUCCAAUUUUCAUGAAGUUGAUGGAUAUGCUUAUUGUAAUUCACAUUAUUACACUAGACGUGGUCUAUUAUGCAUUGCAUGCUCAUCACCAAUAACUGGACGAUGUGUUAAUGCACUUGGUAAACGUUAUCAUCCAGAACACUUUUUAUGUGCUUAUUGUUUACAUCCAUUACAAACGGGUACAUUUAAAGAACAUUCAGGUAAACCGUAUUGUCAUCAAUGUUUCACUCAACUUUUUGGUUAA